This is a messenger RNA of Prunus persica (peach), 2181 nucleotides long. Its product is annotated as subtilisin-like protease SBT4.13. The record is from RefSeq and is a predicted model, not a curated record. The transcript has a single exon. Gene Ontology annotation, biological process: proteolysis. NCBI's taxonomy places the organism in Eukaryota, Viridiplantae, Streptophyta, Magnoliopsida, Rosales, Rosaceae. Bases 1 to 2181 code for a protein of 726 amino acids. Gene Ontology annotation, molecular function: serine-type endopeptidase activity.
AUGGCUAAGCAUGGAGCUCUCCUGUUUUCUUAUGCUUUCUCCAUUCUCGUUUUCACUACGAGCUUAUCGUGCAAAGCCAUUGAUUCGGAAGAUAGAAAGACAUAUAUUGUGUACCUGGGGUCACUUCCUCAUGAUGAGGUGUUCUCCCCAUUGUCUAACCAAAUUGGUAUACUAGAAAGAGUCGUACAAAAAACUUCUGCCGCAAAUUUCUUGCUCACAAGCUACAAAAGGAGCUUCAAUGGAUUUGCUGCCAAGCUCACUGAGCAAGAAAGAGAAAGGCUUGCUGGCAUGAAGGAAGUUGUCUCUGUCUUUCCAAGCAGAACAUUCCAACUUCAAACAACAAGAUCUUGGGACUUUCUUGGUCUCAAUCAGACAACCAAACGAAACGCUACUGUCGAGAGUAAUACUAUUAUUGGUGUGAUUGACAGUGGAAUCUCGCCUGACUCAGAGAGCUUUAAUGAUGAAGGUUUUGGUCCAGCUCCCAAGAAGUGGAAAGGUGUUUGUAAAGGUGGCCAAAAUUUCACUUGCAACAACAAGAUCAUUGGAGCUCGGUAUUACACUGAUGAUGGCGCAAGUGAUGCUGUUGGUCAUGGAACUCACACUGCCUCAACCGCUGCAGGAAAUCCCGUAAAGGAUGUGAGCUUUUAUGGACUAGCACAAGGUACAGCAAGAGGUGGAGUUCCCUCGGCGAGAAUUGCUGCAUAUAAAGUCUGCAGUGUUUCAGGUUGCCCUACAGAGGCGAUAUUGCAGGGUUUUGAUGAUGCUAUUGCCGAUGGAGUUGACAUCAUUACAAUUUCAAUUGGAGCCGAAAGUUCAGCUCCUUUCCAGCAGGAUCCUAUAGCAAUCGGUGCUUUUCAUGCAAUGGAGAAAGGUAUACUAACCUUACAAUCUGCAGGCAACAGUGGUCCUGAAGCAGGCAGCGUAUCAAGUGUGGCACCAUGGACGCUCACGGUUGCAGCGAGUAGCACAGAUCGUCGAAUCAUUGACAAGAUUGUUCUUGGAAAUGGAAAGACAAUUGUUGGGAGUUCAGUAAACUCUUUCAAGUUAAAUGGAACAAAUUUUCCGUUGGUAUAUGGAAAAGAUGCUUCAAGUCAAUGCGUUGACUCCGAUGCAAGGCAAUGUGUAGCCGGUUGCCUAGACGCCGAUUUAGUUAAGGGAAAGAUUGUGCUAUGUGAUCAGGCUGGUGGCAAUACUGAGGCUCAUCAAGCUGGUGCACUAGGUUCAAUUUUGAACACUUCCAAACCUGAUGUUGCUUUUGUUGUCCCACUACCUGCAUCUGGUUUAGGCAGCCAAGACUAUGAUGUGGUCAAGUCCUACCUCAAAUCCACCAAACGUCCUCGAGCCAACAUACUAAAAAGUGAAGCCAUAAAAGAUGAUGGUGCACCUGUUGUUGCUUCCUUCUCUUCACGCGGACCUAAUCAAAUUGUACCUGAAAUUAUUAAGCCCGAUAUAAGUGCCCCAGGGAUAGAUAUUUUGGCUGCGUAUUCGACUCUUGCUCCUAUCACAGGUAGCACUGAAGACAAAAGGCGUGUAAAAUACAGUAUACUAUCUGGAACCUCCAUGUCUUGCCCGCAUGUUGCUGGUGUAGCUGCAUAUAUUAAGACAUUCCACCCUGACUGGUCUCCAGCAGCCAUCAAAUCAUCCAUCAUGACUACUGCUUGGCCCGUGAAUGAUACCAAAACUUCCCCUGCUGAAUUUGCUUAUGGAUCUGGACAUAUCAAUCCUCUAAAGGCUAUUAACCCCGGCCUUGUGUUUGAAGCUUCUAAAGAGGAUUACAUUAAGUUUCUCUGCUCGGUCUUGGAUGAGGGGAGCGUUAGACUUAUAUCCGGAGAUAGCAGCUCUUGCCCUGCAGGGUCCGCCAAAGUAUUGCCAAAGGAUCUCAAUUACCCUUCACUGGCAGCCAAUGUUAAUUCAAGCACUUCAUUUACGAUCAAUUUUCUUAGAACAGUUAAAAAUGUUGGCCUUCCAAACUCCACUUACAAGGCAAAUAUCCUCUCAAGUUCCGAAGUUGACAUCAAAGUUGAGCCUGAUGUUCUUUCCUUCAAGUCCUUGAAUGAGGAGAAGACCUUCGAUGUGACCGUGGUUGGAAGAGGCAUACCGGAAGGAUCACAUGUAUCUGCGUCGCUGGUCUGGACGGAUGGUACUCAUAGCGUUAGAAGUCCAAUUCUUGUAGCAGCAUAG